AUGCCACCGUCAGUUCAAACUCCAAGUGUCUGGUCUCUAGGAUUGUUUAGGUUGUGCGUCUACCAAAGAGUUUUGCUAAACAGAAUUAUGACUCCACCAGCUGGAGACUAUACCAACCCACCGCAGAUUGUGGUUCUGGACGGUGGUUUUUCAACGCAACUUUCCUGCCAUGUGGGCCACGUCAUCGACGGAGAUCCUCUAUGGAGUGCGCGGUUCCUGCACACACACCCUGAUGAAGUUGUCAAUGCGCAUUUGGACUUUCUCCGGGCUGGGGCCCACUUGAUUAUAACAAAUACAUAUCAGGCUUCCGUGGACGGCUUCGUCGAACAUCUGGGAGUCACAUCUGCGCAAGCAUAUCAGCUGAUGAAACGUGCUGUGGAAUUAGCUAAAAAAGCCCGAGAUUUAUAUAUGGAAGAAUACGGCGAUUACAUACAAGCAGAUCAUUUGCCAUUGGUGGUUGGAUCCGUCGGGCCUUAUGGUGCACACCUGCAUGACGGCUCCGAGUACGAUGGAAGUUACGCUGAUACCACUUCGGUUCAGACUAUGCGCGAAUGGCACUUACCACGUGUCCAGGCCCUCGUGGAAGCUGGAGUGGAUUUAUUGGCGCUCGAAACGAUUCCAUGUCAAGAAGAGGCUGAGAUGCUUUGCGACCUGUUGCGUGAAUUCCCUGGUUUGAAAGCCUGGCUCUCGUUUAGCUGUAAGGACAACCAAAGUAUAGCUCACGGCGAAAGCUUUCAAAAAGUAGCGAAAAAAUGUUGGAGUCUCAAUCCGGAGCAACUAGUCGCAAUCGGCGCAAAUUGUUGUGCUCCAUCCUACAUUUCAAAUUUAGUAAAAGGAAUUAAUGACGACCGGCCACAUGACCCCAUACCGUUAAUCGCUUACCCAAAUUCUGGGGAAAAGUACAAUCCGCAAAUCGGAUGGAUAGACCGAGAUAAGUGUGAGCCUGUGGAAGUGUACAUCCAAGAGUGGCUCGACCUAGGAGUCCGUUACGUCGGAGGCUGCUGUCGCACGUACGCCGCGGAUGUCUCCAGAAUUCGUAACCAGGUACACUGCUGGCGGGACCGUUGGCGCUUCCAACAUAAGUACCAGGCUGACUCGAAAAAGAACCAAAGCACUAGCUGA
Messenger RNA from Leptosia nina, 1122 nucleotides. The record is from the annotation of a GenBank genome assembly. NCBI's taxonomy places the organism in Eukaryota, Metazoa, Arthropoda, Insecta, Lepidoptera, Pieridae.